GUAGGAAAUUGUGAGGAUUCAACCAGGAAGUGACGGACUUACUGUGCACUGAGGAAUACACAUUUUUGGGCUCUUUAAUCGUUUUCUAUCGUUAUUAUAAAAUAUAUGAGUGAAGAUGUCUUCGGAUUUCGAAACUUACGAGCAGGACUUUAGCACGUUGACGGCAGAAAUUACUAAUAAGAUCGGGAAAGUCCCCAAACUGGGAGGAGAAGAAAAGAAACAAAUGGUUCUAAAUGUCGAGAAACAGCUUGAAGAAGCAAGGGAGUUGCUGGAGCAGAUGGACCUUGAGGUGCGAGAGAUCCCUGUCCAGAGCCGAGGCAUGUACAACAGCAGGCUGAAGAGCUACAAGCAGGAGCUCGACAAACUGGAGAAGGAUUUCAAAAGGUCACGCAUCGCCUACAGUGACGAGGUGCGGAAUGAGCUCCUGGGGGAUGAUGGGAAUUCCUCCGAGAGUCAGUUGAUAAAGUUACGUGAAGAGAGAGCACAUCUGCUGGAUAACACAGAGAGGUUGGAAAGGUCAUCGCGAAGACUAGAAGCUGGGUACCAGAUAGCUGUGGAAACCGAGCAAGUUGGCCAGGAAAUUUUAGAAAAUCUCCACCUUGACAGAGAAAAAAUACAGAGAUCCAGAGACCGGCUUCGUGAAACAGAUGCAAAUCUGGGGAAGAGCUCUCGAAUCCUGACAGGAAUGUUGCGCAGAAUCAUCCAAAAUCGUGUCCUGAUGUUUGUUCUGGGGGCUAUCAUCCUUUUCACCAUCGUGCUGGCUAUUUAUUUUUCUGUCAGAGGACACUGAUUCGUCUCAAAUCCCAGUGUGAUUAAUAGCGACAAAGCAUUCGUUCGGAGUAAUUAGGACAAAUUGGUCACAUGAAUCAUUCUUUUGCACUGACAGAACUCUUUCCUCCUAAGCACACAUUGACUCAGGUGCAAGUGCAGUUAAGGAAAUGUUGUAGUUUUUAUCAUUGCAUGGAAUCCUUUUUACCGAAAGAAUUGCUGUGGUGGUUGAAGGCCUGAGAAAUUUUGAAAGGUACAGAGUGAUCAGUGAACAGUGGAACCUGUCUAUGGUUUUGUGGAUUGUAUUUGUGACUAGUGUGUACGUUUCAAUUCUUCCAGUUUUUUUGUCUGUGUGUGUUCGAAAUAAGAAUAAUAUUGUAGUACCCAGUCUAAAUUGCACAUAGAAAAUUUAGAUAAGACGACUUCAAAUAAUGCACCAUUUUGGUGGGUUUCAUCAUGUACAAUAUUAAUGUCAGCACCCAUGUACUUUAUGAACACCAUCAAACUUAAUGCAACGGUUUCAUGCACUUCUCAGUAUACAGACAUUUUAGUGUGAUCUGAAAUUGUAAGCAGUUUAGCCCAAACAAAGGUCAGUGUAAUUAAGAAAGAAUGUUUCCCCUCAGAUAUAGCCUGAUUGCCUUGCUAGUAAAUAAGCUAUUAAUGAAUGAAUUGUCUGUUUCCCAUGAUUACCAUGUUUUUAAUUAGGUAAGAAAAACAACUAUGUGUAGUGUUCUUUUUAGGUGAGAGGUUUUUCCAUUUAAAAAACUGUGACCAUGUACCAGCAUUUAGCUACUGUAUGUGUAUGUGUGUUCCAACAGACAAAACAAAACUGCUGACUUGGUUAUUUAAUAAGGAUGGAAAGAACUAAAUGAUAAAUGUGGCCUGAUAAUCCUACUCACUCUUCAAAGUGUUGUUUAAAGACAGAUAUAAACGUACAUUUGGUGGAGAAAGUCAGAGACCUAACUGAUAUUUAUUAGGAGGAAUUAAAUACAGUACAGCUGUAACAGGACCAAAUUGUAACUAUCCUGUGUGUAAAAUAGAGAGGAGUGUAUUAACAUAUUUUAUUAUCAUGCCUGCAAACGUGACUCCAUUUUCCUGUCAAUUAGUGUGUCAUCAUUGUUCUUCUCUCCCUGCAGUUUCAUUCAUUUCCUUUUAUUUCUGAUGCUUGAUGUUAACAUAUUUGUUUAACCUGCUGUCUAGAGGCAGCAGCCUGUAUGUAGAAGGGUAUCGUUCAGAAUAUACUUCUGCUGAUCAAAUCCCCUUUUCUGUCUUCAAGCCAAGAAAGCAGACUUAGUAGGGGGUGUACCAAAUUAUGAAAUCUUGCAGUUGAAUAAAAAGUUAUUAAGAUUUUAAACACUUAAUAACAGAAUUGUGUGCAUAUGUAAAGAGGUUGCAAAGGAUGUAAAGAAAAUGCUAUCAGGCUGACGUCAGCUGUAAAAAGGCCAUUUGGUAUUCUGUUUAAGGCAGGCCGGAUUGUCUUAUUUUGGAACCAGCUUAGUGGGGGGCUUUCUUUGCUGCAGCUUCAGAGCACCAAGCUUCAAAGGCUGAAAUUAAUGGCGAACAAAAUUGUGCAGCUCUGUCCAUCCCAUGCGGGGCAAACCCGUUGAGAGGUAUCAUUAAGUUGAGGAAUAAUAUAGGGAAAAAAAGGAGAAGAAGAAAAAAAAUCCUGACAGUAUGAGAAACCUCAUCAGAUAAUGACCUCGGUGAUUGGUUUUUCAUUACCUUACAGCAUUGAGAGAUUGUCUGCCCCAUAAAGAAAAAAAUGGCUUUUUGUGUGUGUGUGUGCAUGCGAGAGUAUGCGAGUGUGUGUGCAUGCUGUACUUUUUUCUCUCUCAACCUGUCAGAUCAUUUCAGUAUUUCAAAUCCAAGGAAAACAGCGUGGCUGCUGCUGUAUUUGAAGUUGUAAUGGUGUCAAAAAGUCACGACUGACUGACAGCCGUCAGUCCCAGAGGAGCUCAUUAAAUCAUAAAAACUUGACAAGGAAAUAAUUGAGCAUCACCGACAACUUGGCGCCCGUUUAGAUGUUUUUAUUUUCUUUCAUUAUUAGUCCCCGCUAUUAUGUUCAUUAAGAAAUUGCAUUAAACAACUGUUAGGGGGGCUAAUGAUUUGUUUAUAUCCCCUUUUUUAUUAUUUAAACAUUAGCUGUGUCAUGUGGUACCUUGGCAGACUCUCACUAUCAUCUGGUUGAAUUUUUUUUCUCCCUCUUGGAGCUGCGGGUGCCUUUGGAAUAUGAAAUAGAUUAUUCAUUACCCUCCUCCUUGCGACUGAUUUGGUUUCAUGUAGCGUCUUCCAUGGAGAAAGAUGAAAACUUGUCAAAAAUAGGUUAUAUCUUAUUCUAAGGGGCAACAAUAGCAGCAGGUACAGACACACUUUAAUAUUUAAUUAAGCUUGAUGUUAACCCCUAUAAGUGACUUUAGCUGUGAGUAACAUACAAGUGCAGGAGAGGAAAUAAUUACUCUUAAUUUGCAAGCUGGACCACAAGCAAUCUUCCCUGUAAUCCAACUGAAUGUAUGGUAUGUGUCACCAGAUAAUAAAUUAUCACAGGAUUAAAAAUUAAGACCUUGAUUUAUUUGCACUAUUAUCGAUAAUGUGUUGCUGAUCAUAGCCUAAACUAAGCUUUCUUCCUCUUCUAACAUAAAUGGAGAAAUCUAAAAAAAAUAUAGCAGGAGAUUAUUAUGCUAGCAAGCAGUGGUAGUGUACUGAUAUGAUUAUUAGACAUAAUGUAGUUUUGUUGCCGGUUCUCACUGGUUCGCAGUGAGAAGAAAUCCUAGACAGGUAUUAACAUCUCUCAUGUUGCAAAACUUGAAUGUGACUUGACACGUUAGUCUAAAUUAAUAGUACAUUUUUAAAUGUUUGUGAAGAUGUACUAACUAACGCGCAUUAAGGUCCAGCACUCCAAAAGAAAAAAGCGCAAGUUUGUUUUUUCUGAAUUUACAGCAUCAUAUAGAAAAGUAGUGGUGGCGUUUUUUAAAAAAUCAAUUGAGGCCAUAACAAUACAAAACUGAGUGAAACCGUGAAUCGUUCAACAGCCAACCCCUACUGGCAUGAGUAAGUGUCCAUUAUUUGUUUACAAGCUGUCUACUUAGAAGUCUCCUCUUCCUAUGAGUGACGCACAUGUCCAGAAUGGACCUAAGUGAUGACGGUACUUGACGGUGCAGAUCAGUUUGCGUCUGCUGGCUUUCUUAUCCAGUUGACAGCAGUUGUGAGGUUCCCCGCAGUCUGAAGCUGGAGUAGAGUUCUUUUUGUACUCUGUACAUAAGGAAAGAGUUAAACAGGCUCUCUUUUCUCUCUUUGCUUAUUUUGCUCAUGAAAUUAUAAUAACUACCUGUCCUUUUGCAGAAGAUGUGUCUACAAAUAACCUAAAUGGUUUUCUGCUAAAAGUCAUGGAAAAAUUAAAAAUGCACCACAGUUAAAGUAAUUGAAAUGAAAUAAUCUACUGACUCAUCAAUAAUGUAUUGGGUAUUUUGUGUUGUUCUGUUCUGUUUUUUUUCCAGUUUUAACAAUCCAUGUAACACUUCUGCUCUCUUGUGUUUAUAAUUUUAACCAUAUUCAGUACAUGCAAUUCCCAUUCUAGACUGUUUUACUUUUAGUCAUGAAUAUACUAGAUCUGUGGAAUGCGUAUGUUGUACAGUGCUGUCAUUAAAAGCUGUAUUGUGUUAAGUAAAAGACAA
Molecule: messenger RNA, 4439 nt
Organism: Lepisosteus oculatus (spotted gar)
Lineage: Eukaryota; Metazoa; Chordata; Actinopteri; Semionotiformes; Lepisosteidae
Gene: vti1a
Product: vesicle transport through interaction with t-SNAREs 1A
Biological process (GO): vesicle fusion with Golgi apparatus; Golgi to vacuole transport; retrograde transport, endosome to Golgi
Cellular component (GO): late endosome membrane; endoplasmic reticulum membrane; ER to Golgi transport vesicle membrane
Molecular function (GO): SNAP receptor activity; SNARE binding
Source: RefSeq, a predicted model, not a curated record